UUGCGACAUCGCGGCCAAUUUAUUUUAUUCUGGAGGCGGCUUUUCCGGCGUAUUCAAAUCGGGUACCAUAUCGAAAUGUCUAUGAAUCAAAGUCAUUCCGCAAACGGCAAUGGUGUCAUUCUGUUUUAUGGAGAAAGGAUGUUAAUUUAUUACGAUGGGUGUCAUGUAGAACUCGAGGGUCAGUUUCUCAAGUUUUCACAUAUGGGACGUUUGUACCUGACUUCACAUAGAGUGAUUUUUAUCAACAAAAAAGCGUCAUCAGGCGUACUAUCAUUCAGUAUGCCAUUUGUUAAUAUGAAAGAGGUUGACAUUAAACAACCUGUGUUUGGUGCGAAUCGCGUAGAAGGCAUAAUUACGGCUGAACCGAAUGGUGGCUGGCAGGGUGAAGCGAAAUUCUCACUAACAUUCAAAAAAGGUGGUGCAAUUGAAUUUGGCACAACAUUAAUCGAACUAGGCAGACGUGCAUGUUCUGCAAAACAACAUUUCAAACCGCCAAAUGCAUAUUCAUCUGUAGCAGAUAUGAAUGGUGCAGGUCAGUAUUAUGCUUGUCCACCACCAGCUUAUUCCGCACCUUACAAUGAUCCAUACUAUGGAUUUGUACGACCACAUGAAGCAUUCACUGUACCUCAAGCAGAAACACUCUACCAAGUCAGAGCACCACCUCCAUAUCCUGGUGCAACACCUACCACAAUGGCUAAUGAUUUUGGACCUACUGGUACAAGUCAGUACACAACACCUUAUCCUACUACCUCGACAACUAUAGGAGGGAAUGCACCAUAUCCAGUUACCAACUCAAAAUAUGAAUCUAAAUCGAAUGAAGCUGUUGCUUUCAAUGGUCCUGCCAAUGUUGUAAGUGGAGGUUACUACUUUCCAGAAGAUCCUUUUAGUGUAUAUGUACAACCUAGUGCUCCAAAUUAUCCAGGCAACCCCCCAUCUUAUCCGGGUAAUACUCAAGAUAAUCAUAAUCAACCACCUCCCUAUCCAACUGAAAACUACAGCCAGCAACAAAACGCUUCUAAGAAAAAUCAGUAGUUAAGCUUGAUUUUAUUUACCUCAUCUUUUUAUAUUGGGGCAAAUGAUAUCAUCUGGUCAUUAUUGAGGAAUUGUGCUAAUAUGUCUGUCAUAUUUUUCAACAGUUUUCUGAUUCAUAUUAACAAUUCGGCAUAAUGUGAUGGUUACUUUCUUUUCGAUUCUUAUUUGAACUCAAUUAUUUUUUGAUUCACAUAGAAACAUCGUUUUGGUUGUUUUCUUCUCGCUUAAAUAAAUUAUCUGAUACCUUGAA
Messenger RNA from Schistosoma haematobium, 1282 nucleotides. It is a transcript of the gene WBP2, whose product is annotated as WW domain binding protein 2. Lineage: Eukaryota; Metazoa; Platyhelminthes; Trematoda; Strigeidida; Schistosomatidae. The transcript has 7 exons. Gene Ontology annotation, molecular function: transcription coactivator activity; chromatin DNA binding. The record is from RefSeq and is a predicted model, not a curated record. Gene Ontology annotation, biological process: positive regulation of DNA-templated transcription. Gene Ontology annotation, cellular component: nucleus. The annotation marks the transcript as partial.